CGUAUUGCCAUCUCCGCCUCCCUCCUCUCCAUCAGCCUUGCCUCAUUUACACCCAUGAAAUGACGGUCGCCCUGACUCCGCCUUCGCCGCCGGUGCCGGUCAAGCCGCGGGCGCGGGCAGCGCCGCGGCGCGCGCUGGCCCUGCUAGCCGGAGCCCUGACUGCGAUGGCCGGCUUGCUGGUGUUGCUCUACAUGCCGGCCUUUUGCGGGGACUUCUUCACCCUCGGCCAGGCCCCCGGGGCCGGGGGCACGCCCGCCUUGCGGAUUUUGGUGGUCGGCGAUCCGCAGAUCCCCGGCGAGUCGCAGGCGGCUCGUGCUGAUCACCCGGGCUUGGCACUUCUGGACCAGCGCCUGAACGACCAGUACAUGGUCUUCGUAACGCGAGCCGGCCUGGCCGCCGCGGCUCCCACCCACCAGCUGGUUGUGGGGGAUCUCCACAGCUCGGAGCACAUUUCCACCAGGGACUUCGCCGCGCGGGCCCAGCGUAUCAUGCAGAUCUUCGGCCCCGGGGACCCGGCUGUGCUGGCGCCCGCAUGGUCCACGGCGGCUGUCCUCGAGACCGAUGGCGGUCUUCGGUCCGGGCGGACGCUCUACAUGGUGGGCAAUCAUGAUGUGGGCUAUGCCGGGACCCUGUCGGACCCCAUGCUCAAGGCCUUUGAGCGGCACUAUGGCGCGGUCAACCGGCUGAUCGAGCUGCGGGCCGGGCCCGAGUCCGGCCCCCGGGUCCCCUCGUCUCCUGGCCGGCCGGGCCGGCAUCCGUUGGCCUUUUUUGGGGCUCUCCUUCGGACGGCCUGGCCCGGCCCCGUGCCCUCGAGCUCCGGGCCCCGGGCCACGGCCGGCGCUCCCUCCCCCCCGGCGGGUUCGCAAUUCCCGGUGCGCCUGCUCCUGGUGUCGGUCAAUGCCCUGGUGCUCGAUGGCGCCGGGCCCUGCCACCAGUAUGACGAGCUGCUGGCCGAGAUGCCUCCCCCGGCUCCGCCUGCAGGGCCUUGGGGCUCCGGAUGCACGGUAUGCGGGGGACUGGACCCGACCCGAGUCGCGGCCGACACGGCCGACUGCCUGGCCCCACGGAGUGUCCGGUGCACCCGGCUGCCGAUCGAGCAGGCCCCCCCGCUGGUCCCCAUCGACCUGGCUCAGGGGUUCCACCCGAGGCCCCCGACGGCUGGCCGGGCUCGCGCUUGUAAUCGGACCCUUGUCCCUGGCCAUCACAAGUACCAAGCUUGGCUGACGGUUUUGCGUGCGGCGGCCCUGGUCCGGUAUGGGACCCCGGACACGCGACGCCUGUUUGCCGAUCCGGCGGUGGCCCCCCUGCUGGAGCCCUUCCCGGAGGCUCUCUUUGCACUUCCGGCGCCGAGUGAUUGGCCGGAUGACGGGCCGAAGGGCGGCCACCGGCCCUGGCGCGCGAUUCUCCUGACGCAUAUCCCUCUCCACAAAGCGGCCGGCCAUUGCACCGACGCGCCACAUAUGCGGACUUUUUCGCAUACCGGCGAUGUCGCGGUGCAAAAUUUCCUCUCCGAGGACACAAGCAGCCGACUGCUCGGCCUCCUUCGGCCGCUGGCGAUCGUGGCCGGCCACGAUCACGAGGGGUGUCGUUUUGUACACCACUUGCCAGAGGGCGGCUGGGACGCCCCUAAUGGGGGCGCUCCCACCGCCGGGCAUCGGAGUGGCAGCGACCCGGCAGUGGCGCCUGAGUUCACCGCUCGGUCGAUCAUGUCCGACUACUCCGGCAGCAUUGGCUUGCUGAGUUUGCGCCUGGUGCCGGAGGACAAGGCUCCCGCCGACCGGCCGGCGGCCAAAGCAUCGGAAGGCCCGGCACUGCCCUCGCCGCCGCACCCCCUCGGGCAGAAAGUGGCCGCUGUGCGGCGUCUUCUCCCCGGGGCGCUGUCCCCGGCGGCGAUCCUCCAGCAGCCCCUGGGCCAUGCGGGCCUUGCGCUGGAGGUGGGCUUCACCGAGUGCAGCUUUUGGCACUUUAUCAUCCUCCGGGUCUUCCUUGUGGUGUGGCUGAUAGUCCUGGCGGUGCAGACCCUGGUAUGGCUGGUCUGCUAGGCGCGGCGUAGGGCGUAUGUGUGUGCUUGUAGGAUUCCAAAAGAAAAGACAAACAAAACGUCGA
Fonticula alba is the source of this 2106-nucleotide messenger RNA. RefSeq lists its product as hypothetical. Lineage: Eukaryota; Rotosphaerida; Fonticulaceae. The record is from RefSeq and is a predicted model, not a curated record. Gene Ontology annotation, biological process: GPI anchor biosynthetic process. The transcript has 3 exons. Gene Ontology annotation, cellular component: endoplasmic reticulum. Bases 60 to 2042 code for a protein of 660 amino acids.